AUGCGUGCCUUGCCAGCUGCCUUCUCUUUGGCUGAACCAAUGAACAUUACAAGCCGCAGGCUCGAUUUUCGGGGGAUAGCAAAGUUCAACGUCACGAUCUUCGCAUAUUUCUGAAGGGCGAGGCGCCAAGUCUAUUGUUUUGAACCAAGGGUUAUAUUACAUCAAGAAACCCGGAGCCUAUCUUAAAGCUGUCAACAAUGUUCGUUUUAUUGAGCAAUCUUUCAUCUUCGACACUUAAUCCAGUUUAUCUUAAGUGGACACCCAACGUAGUUGCUACUCACGUGCACUGUCGAAAGCAUAAUAUCAAAUAGACUUCAAAAAUUCUGCAUUGGGGCUUCACUCUUCGUCUUUAAUUUUAGCCGACCCAUUGAAUAAACAAUAAAUAAAAACAAUCCUACCGAAAAAUAAUUACAACUGAGAACUUGAUGAAUAAACAAUGAAAACAACAACUCAAUAAUUUCUCAGGGAGAUUUGUUCUGUUUCAACAUAGACGGAGGAAAUUUUUACAUCGCUAUUAUAAAUCUGGCCUAAUUGUCACAUUUGAUCGAAGAGAGAUAUUUACGCAAAAAAAAAACUACCACAGUUCACAAAAGAGUUAGACAUUAUCUUAAUAUUUUACCUUAAACUGUCGAAAUUAACGUAUUGCCGCCCGCGGACAAAACUAGCUUUUUUCCGGUUUCCGGUGUACAUCAAACACAGGCAUCACGCUGAAUAUUAUCCAGACUGAGAGCCGUAAAUCAGAAAAAAAAUCACAAUUACUAAAUCUCACUCUUGAAACCAACACCACUUGUCGUAAGAUUGGGCGCAUCGCAUAAGAGCUAAAGGGAGAGGAGAGAAUAAUCUACUGAAUAAUCCAAACUAACACAGCGUAUGAAAACUGCAAUUGGCUAGCUAGUAAAACAUGGUCUAUUCAGGCUACGAGUUUUUUACCCUUGAAAAAAUCUCUCUUCACCUCUUAAACUUGGGCGCGCCGCCUGUAAGCUAAGAAGGAGAGAAGAGAAUAAUCUACUGAAUUACCAAACUAACACAGCGUAAGAAAACUGCAAUUGGCUAGCUAGUAAAACAUGGUCUAUUCAGGCUACGAGUUUUAUACCCUUGAAAAAAAUCUCUCUUCACCUCUUAAACUUGGGCGCGCCGCCUGUAAGCUAAGAGGGAGAGAAGAGAAAAAUUUACUGAAUUAUUCAAUUCAAACUAACACAGCGUACAAAAACUGCAAUUGGCUAGCUAGUAAAACAUGAUCGACUCAAGCUAAGAGUGUUUCAAUUUAAAUAAAUCUCUCUUCACCUCUUAAACUUGGGCGUGCCGCCUGGAAGCCAAGAGGGAGAGUAGAGAGUAACAAAACUAACACAGCGUAAGAAAACUGCAAUUGGCUAGCUAGUAAAACAUGGCCUAUUCAGGCUACGAGUUUUUUACCCUUGAAAAAAAUCUCUCUUCACCUCUUAAACUUGGGCGCGCCGCCUGUAAGCUAAGAGGGAGAGAAGAGAAAAAUUUACUGAAUUAUCCAAACUAACACAGCGUAUAAAAACUGCAAUUGGCUAGCAAGUAAAUCAUGAUGGACUCAAGCUACGAGUGUUUCAAUUUAAACAAGACGCUACGGAGCGUACACUUCGGCGUCGUGGUUGUGGAACGGAUUAAUUGUAAAUGAGGAGGAAUAGUAAGAAAUGAAAUAUGGCAACAGUAAGGUGUUAAUUUGUGAAAUUAUGGGAUUUGUCAGGAUAUUCUGAAAAGAACAACAUCCAAGAGGCCUACUUGCCAAAAACUAGCAUUUCGGGACAAAUUGUCUGUAAGAUAUUAGCCCAGUUAUGCUCUGAUGACUCCAUACAAAUCCUUCUAAAUUUGACUUGGGCCUAAACGUUUAGACCUAAGUCAAAUAUAAGGUUACUGGCGGUGAAUAACAAGUCUAACAAAACAAACAGUGAAAAAAAAAAUCUCUAUUUUUCUUAGUCACAUCAGGCUUCAAUCUCAUGUACUGAUUAAAGAUAUGUAAGGUAUGGGUAAGGAGUCAAUUACGUUGAGCAUGGAAUUGGCUGUUACGAGUUCGAAUGUUUUGAGGAUAAUUAUUCACUGACUAUCAGCACGCAGGAAUGUCGGAUUAACACAAGGAAGUUUAAUUCCAAAGGAACAUAGCCUUUUCAGAGCUUUAAAACACAGCAUCCGCCAACACAAACUUGACUUGAAGUUAAGUACAACUAAACAGCCUCUACCAAUAAUAACAAACUCUCACUUGAACUUCAGAUAUCUUACGGCUUCCGCGAACUUGUAAACACAGAACUUGAAAAUCGACCUUCGUCACACUUGACUAAACACAGCAGUCCAGCUCGUGGGAAAAAAACUUCUGCAAAAUUGUAGCAAGAACGUGCACAGAAAUUGGUUUAAGCUAAAAUGCACAAUACCUGGCCAGUUCAUAUACAUUUCGUUGAAUAAGAAAAGCUCCACCGUGUUAUGCCUUAUUCUUCAGUUCAACCAUUUGCGGCAGCAUGUAAAAUAAUUUUGAAAUUCUGGUCACCUUUCACUGAUGAUGUCAAAACUGGACCGUGACAUAUUUUCGAAAUUCUCAAAAUUUAGAAAUGCUUUCAUUUUCGGAGUCCUUUCAGAGCCGGGAAUAAAAGGCUGUUUAAACGAUUUUUGAUACCUUUUCCAAAUUAAAGUUCUUAAUGAGUUGAUGCAAAUUUCAAAACGCUUUUAUUUUAAGAUGCAUUACACUCCAACACGUUUAUGGCGACCCGUCCAAACUGCCUCGGUAGCCUGCCUAGCUGGCGGUAUUGUGUGGGUGCGAGAUUAAAGUUUUGGCGGCGGAGCCGCGUUCCAAAAAAAGGGAGUAGGGACGAGGCGGGUCAAAUCUCACUCGACUACUACACCAUACCGUUAGCUACGCAGGCUACUGCCUCGGCAGCAUUCGUUCAGAAUUUGGUUCAACAAAUGUUGAAAAAGAGUUGAAACCGUGUUGCUUUCUUUGUUUUCAGCCCGACUGUCUUGCGCUGCUGAGAUGCGUGCCUUGCCAGCUGCCUUCUCUUUGGCUGAACCAAUGAACAUUACAAGCCGCAGGCUCGAUUUUCGGGGGAUAGCAAAGUUCAACGUCACGAUCUUCGCAUAUUUCUGAAGGGCGAGGCGCCAAGUCUAUUGUUUUGAACCAAGGGUUAUAUUACAUCAAGAAACCCGGAGCCUAUCUUAAAGCUGUCAACAAUGUUCGUUUUAUUGAGCAAUCUUUCAUCUUCGACACUUAAUCCAGUUUAUCUUAAGUGGACACCCAACGUAGUUGCUACUCACGUGCACUGUCGAAAGCAUAAUAUCAAAUAGACUUCAAAAAUUCUGCAUUGGGGCUUCACUCUUCGUCUUUAAUUUUAGCCGACCCAUUGAAUAAACAAUAAAUAAAAACAAUCCUACCGAAAAAUAAUUACAACUGAGAACUUGAUGAAUAAACAAUGAAAACAACAACUCAAUAAUUUCUCAGGGAGAUUUGUUCUGUUUCAACAUAGACGGAGGAAAUUUUUACAUCGCUAGUAUAAAUCUGGCCUAAUUGUCACAUUUGAUCGAAGAGAGAGAUAUUUACGCAAAAAAAAACUACCACAGUUCACAAAAGAUUUAGACAUUAUCUUAAUAUUUUACCUUAAACUGUCGAAAUUAACGUAUUGCCGCCCGCGGACAAAACUAGCUUUUUUCCGGUUUCCGGUGUACAUCAAACACAGGCAUCACGCUGAAUAUUAUCCAGACUGAGAGCCGUAAAUCAGAAAAAAAUCACAAUUACUAAAUUUCACUCUUGAAACCAACACCACUUGUCGUAAGAUUGGGCGCAUCGCAUAAGAGCUAAAGGGAGAGGAGAGAAUAAUCUACUGAAUAAUCCAAACUAACACAGCGUAUGAAAACUGCAAUUGGCUAGCUAGUAAAACAUGGUCUAUUCAGGCUACGAGUUUUUUACCCUUGAAAAAAUCUCUCUUCACCUCUUAAACUUGGGCGCGCCGCCUGUAAGCUAAGAAGGAGAGAAGAGAAUAAUCUACUGAAUUACCAAACUAACACAGCGUAAGAAAACUGCAAUUGGCUAGCUAGUAAAACAUGGUCUAUUCAGGCUACGAGUUUUAUACCCUUGAAAAAAAUCUCUCUUCACCUCUUAAACUUGGGCGCGCCGCCUGUAAGCUAAGAGGGAGAGAAGAGAAAAAUUUACUGAAUUAUUCAAUUCAAACUAACACAGCGUACAAAAACUGCAAUUGGCUAGCUAGUAAAACAUGAUCGACUCAAGCUAAGAGUGUUUCAAUUUAAAUAAAUCUCUCUUCACCUCUUAAACUUGGGCGUGCCGCCUGGAAGCCAAGAGGGAGAGUAGAGAGUAACAAAACUAACACAGCGUAAGAAAACUGCAAUUGGCUAGCUAGUAAAACAUGGCCUAUUCAGGCUACGAGUUUUUUACCCUUGAAAAAAAUCUCUCUUCACCUCUUAAACUUGGGCGCGCCGCCUGUAAGCUAAGAGGGAGAGAAGAGAAAAAUUUACUGAAUUAUCCAAACUAACACAGCGUAUAAAAACUGCAAUUGGCUAGCAAGUAAAUCAUGAUGGACUCAAGCUACGAGUGUUUCAAUUUAAACAAGACGCUACGGAGCGUACACUUCGGCGUCGUGGUUGUGGAACGGAUUAAUUGUAAAUGAGGAGGAAUAGUAAGAAAUGAAAUAUGGCAACAGUAAGGUGUUAAUUUGUGAAAUUAUGGGAUUUGUCAGGAUAUUCUGAAAAGAACAACAUCCAAGAGGCCUACUUGCCAAAAACUAGCAUUUCGGGACAAAUUGUCUGUAAGAUAUUAGCCCAGUUAUGCUCUGAUGACUCCAUACAAAUCCUUCUAAAUUUGACUUGGGCCUAAACGUUUAGACCUAAGUCAAAUAUAAGGUUACUGGCGGUGAAUAACAAGUCUAACAAAACAAACAGUGAAAAAAAAAAUCUCUAUUUUUCUUAGUCACAUCAGGCUUCAAUCUCAUGUACUGAUUAAAGAUAUGUAAGGUAUGGGUAAGGAGUCAAUUACGUUGAGCAUGGAAUUGGCUGUUACGAGUUCGAAUGUUUUGAGGAUAAUUAUUCACUGACUAUCAGCACGCAGGAAUGUCGGAUUAACACAAGGAAGUUUAAUUCCAAAGGAACAUAGCCUUUUCAGAGCUUUAAAACACAGCAUCCGCCAACACAAACUUGACUUGAAGUUAAGUACAACUAAACAGCCUCUACCAAUAAUAACAAACUCUCACUUGAACUUCAGAUAUCUUACGGCUUCCGCGAACUUGUAAACACAGAACUUGAAAAUCGACCUUCGUCACACUUGACUAAACACAGCAGUCCAGCUCGUGGGAAAAAAAACUUAGUUCGUCAAAAGACCUCGCUUGGAACUUGUAUACCGUUUGACAUAAGGUUCUAGAAAAUACUAAGCGGGCGAAUAGUAGUAGCUUUUCGACAUAUUUUAUGAUUUCAGUAACUGAUGCAAAUCUGCUGACUCAUGCUGAAAUGUAAACAUGCCCUAAUUAAUUAUUCAUGAAUAAUGCAAAAAAGUAGAACGUUCGAGAAAGUCACGCAACGCAUGAAAGCAAUUUUACUACGUAACACUCAACAAAGGCAAAAUGUCUUUGUGCAGCAUUUUGUAACUUUAGUUUCAUCAUAAAGCAGUUCGAAAGGAGGGCUCACUCAUGAAAUGAUUUUCAACACUCGAAGAGAAAUUUAAUGUCUCUGCGCGGCCACGUAAUAUUCUCUAUUUCUUCCUCGAGUAAAUUAAAGACUAAACUCGAAGUGAUCUCAAGAUAUCACAAAGUAGUCCGGUUUCAUUUCGUGAAAUAGCCGAAAGAAGCCGAAAAGUCGCGAACUUGCACGCCCAAUCUUGUCCCGAAACUAGUGCAUAAUUUCAUAACUAUUUUUCAUGUGCCGAACUACCUUGGGUCGCAGUAGCGCAAUCGGCUAAUCCCUCAACUUAGAGUCUCCUCUGACUUGAGGGAUCACGCAGGUGAGUCGGUUCAAACCCCGGGGAAGCCAAAAUACUAAUUCUUUCUUCCUCGAAAAAGUUAAAGAAUAAAUUAAAGAAAUCGAAGUGAUCUCGAGAUAUCUCGAACUAAUUCGGCGCUCACUUCGUCAAAAAGCCGAAUAAAACCGAAAACCUACAGACUUUACAUGCCCAAUCUUGUCAAAAAAUGCUAACUUUCAUACAUUCCUGAGCGUCGCGAAUCCUUUACUUCGCGCUCCGCCGAAGCAAUAAAUCUCUCUUCACCUCUUAAACUUGGGCGUGCCGCCUGGAAGCUAAGUUAACUGCAAGGGAGAGGAGAGAGUAACAAAACUAACACAGCGUAAGAAAACUGCAAUUGGCUAGCUAGUAAAACAUGGUCUAUUCAGGCUACGAGUUUUUUACCCUUGAAAAAAAAUCUCUCUUAACCUCUUAAACUUGGGCGCACCGCCUGUUAGCUAAGUGGAGAGGAGAGAAAAAUUUACUGAAUUAUCCAAACUAACAACGCAUGAAAACUGCAACUGGCUAGCUAGCUAAAACAUGACAAUUCAAUCUACGAGUUUUUUACCUUAAAAAAUCUCUCUUCACCUCUUAAACUUGGGCGUGCCGUCUGUAAGCCAAGAGGGAGAGGAGAGAAAAAUUUACUGAAUUAUCCAAACUAACAUAGCGCAUGAAAACUGCAAUUGGCUAGAUAGUAAACCAUGAUCGAUUCAAGCUACGAGUUUUUUACCCUUGAAAAAAAUCUCUCUUCACCUCUUAAACUUGGGCGCGCCGCCUGUAAGCUAAGAGGGAGAGGAGAGAAUAAUCUACUGAAUUACCAAACUAACACAGUGUAUAAAAACUGCAAUUGGCUAGCUAGUAAAACUUGGUCUUUUCAGGCUACGAGUUUUUUACCGUUUGAAAAAAAUCUCUCUUCACCUCUUAAACUUGGGCUAGAGGGAGAGGAGAGAAAAAUUUACUGAAUUAUCCAAACUAACACAGCGUACAAAAACUGUAAUUGGCUAGCUAGUAAAACAUGAUCGACUCAAGCUAAGAGUGUUUCAAUUUAAAUAAAUCUCUCUUCACCUCUUAAACUUGGGCGUGCCGCCUGUAAGCCAAGAGGGAGCGGAGAGAAUAAUCUACUGAAUCAUCCAAACUAACACAGAAUAUGAAAACUGCGAUUGGCUAGCUAAAACACGAUCGAUUUAAGGAUCCGAGUUCUUUUUACUUAAAAAAUCUCUCUUCACAAAAUGCGUUCCUAUAAUCCAUUCCUGGAAAUUUGGAUCUGUAAAUCACUUUCGGUGGAAAUUAAACAUCGUGCAGAAAAUACUAAACGAGAUGGGCCCAGCGUGACAAAUUAAAAUUGAAGGAAACCAUCACAUUCACGGACAAAAGAAUAUCGCCUUUAGUUAUUCAGAUCCAGGAGGCACUUUGGGGAAGAAUAAACAACCUAAAACUCUUAUUUAGCCGCAAAGGAACAGAUUGACGUUUCAAAAGAGGUCGAAGAAAGUGCUCUUGCUUUAGGGGGCAAAUCAUGCCGACCAGAAACAAUAACUGCAGAAAAUCAAUAUGCGUGUCAUGACCUCUCAGUAUGAAACAAGCGGCAAAAUUCACAUUUACUCAUUCAAAGACUGUAUACCUGCCAACUCUCACGCCUGCGGGUUGAAAACUUCGAUCUCACGCCCGCUCACGCUUGCGGGCCAAUUUCUCACGCUUGAUUGAAAAAUGUGAGUUGUCGCCGUCGUGCUUGACACAAUUUCCAAAAACAUGUUAACUCAGACCAAUGUAAGGAACGAAAGCCUUGUGUAAAAUGAAUAAAUGACAAUACCUUCCUCGCGAUCUCUGAUUUUUGAAGUGAAAAGCACUGGGAGCGAGCUCGCGUUUAUACGCGUCCUAAGACUGGGACUGGGAUAACUUCGAUAACUUCGCCUUCGGCAGACUUCGGACGUCUUCGGAAGACUUCAGACUUCUUCGGGAAUCUUCGGAAAUGAUCGUGUCGUCUUCAAAAAUCCCAGAACUCUUCACGUUGAACUUUUGAAACCAUUUCGGCGACAAUGUGUAACUUACCAGGUAACGUACCGAAUAAUUAUUACUUUGGGGGGUUCGAAUUCGACCUUCAUAAAGCGCUAGAUUUUGCCUUUCGCUUAAGAAACGAAAAAAAUAUUUCUUUUUUUCCAAGACUUGCAACAAGACCCUUUUUUAACACCAACCAUGAAUUCAAGUAUUUUCAUUAAGCGAUUUUGACGAGAACCAUAGCUGAGCAAGAGAGAAUGAUCUAAGAGAGCGAAUCCCCCAUACAUGACCCUCUUUCCAUGAAAAUUAUUUUCAAUCUAUUCUUGGUUCUGUGUCAUACUGCGUGGUUAUUUUAAGGACGCCACCUUAUUGGUCGGUUAGAGUGGCGUUAUGUAAUUUUAAACUUGGUUGGUAAAUCAUUUCACCACCGAUCACGCACACCAAGCGAUAGGGCGUGCAAACUUGGCAUUACUUUCGACGACGAAUCAAAAGAUUUCUACGGGGAAUAAUCUGGCCAGAGUAGCUGCUGAAGAGCAAAAACGGUCCUGGCUUCUGGGAGUUCGCCAGAGAAAGCGGUUCCAACUCGACCAAAACUGCUCAUUGGGGUCUUCGCUACAUCAGUAUAUAAACAACCAACAACCUAUUGUAUCAAAACGACAACUGUCUCUUCCGGCGACAUCCACGCACAUCGGCGAGCCGUGAUACCGUCGUUUGGACCCAACCGUGGACACGUAACGAGAAGAUAGGCUCAAGGUGGGUUCAAACACGACUGUUUGGCCGCCAAACAUUUAAAUUUUGAGAGGGCGCUAUACAAAUGUGGGCAACACCGCGGCAAAACGCACUGCGCAUGAGCACAAAAUUUGAUAUCCGGUCAGCUUUUUAUUUCCGGUCUAGUAUAUAAAUCAAUUGCGCAAGCAUAACUUUGCCGUCGCGCCAAGCUUAAAAGCAAAAAGGGAGAAACAGACAAAAAAGGGGGCGAAAAAAAUCACUUCAUUCGAUAGCUGAUAUAUUUUUCCAGUGUCAAACUUUUGCACCACAUGGUUAUCUGGUUGCACCAACGCUGAAAAUGAUGUUUGAAGUUCGUAGGUCGCUAGCGCUCGACAAGACGCGCGAAUUUGUUUUUACUGGCUUUGUUGCACGCUACUGGUUUGGCAUAGGUUAAUAUAAUCUGAGAGAAGACGACAACUAAGAAAAGAAUCUAUAGCAAUACUUAUGAAAGAAACCAAAAUAAAGACGACAUUAUUAUCAGUAACACCAGAACCAAGAAAUAAAAGUUUAGUCUGUUCAAUAAUUAUUUUAUUAUCAGAGAAAACAAGAACUCAAAACAAAAGAUAGGCGGGAUUUAAUGACAGCCUCGACUUUCAACAUGAGGAGCCGCGUAAAGUCCCUUUACUAAUUAUCUUGAGUGACCGUUGCUAUGCUCAAUUUCCUUUUAGAGUUUUACCUCCGAUCUCGUGCAUGUUAGCAGGGGUCAGAUUAGCUGUCAUCGGUAGUGAUCUUCACAGAGGCGAUGAAACAAUUCUACAUUUCGCAACUGUCUGUUAAUAUGGUUAAAACAAUACUAGGCGGAGUAAAUACAUGUAAAUAAAGUCGAGCGCGGUCUUUUCAACUAUUCUCCGGAUCGGAUCAGCCCGAUCAAGCCAUCAUUGUAUGGAGUAUACGUGGGUUACUUUUUGCCGUUUCCUGGUCGAGAAUUUCUGUGUUGAUUCGCGAUCAAAAUCGUUUCCCUUAGAAGCGAUUGGUAUUUGGAAGAACAUUUAAACAGAUCGGACAGGUUAGGAGAAUUCAAGCUUGUCUUCUGAAAACCGGAGAUGGCCAGCCUUCCUUCUUCAAAUUGGUUCAAAUGCGAGGCCAUAUCAGCCUUAGAUCAGUAGGUUUAUCCUGCGACACAUUAAUUCUGGUUUGUAUAAUGACUUGAUUAAUCGUAAGACUCCUUGAAGGUAAGCACAGUGUUCGAUUUUUUUCCUUUAAUUUAUUUAUUUCUGCUUCGAACAAUACCGCGCCAAACCUCCUAAAUGCCCGCCAAAUUUAAUGUGGCGCUGCCGAUCGUAAAGCUCGUGUUUAGGAAGAAACAGGAACAGCACAACUUCCACUGGAGGCAAUUUUGUGUUACAAAGAGUAGCCUAAGAAAGAAGUCGAAAAGCUCUAUUAAUUUCGUGCGACAUUUUCUUGAUAAACAAACGAACGUGUUGAAAAUUAUAGACGUCCGUGUUUUAUAACACACAUACACACGUAGCUACCUACCUAAGGUACUUCACAGACAGGGGGUUGAGUGUUAAGUUUGCUCGUUAUUUGUAAGUCCCUAAAUCUAAGUAGCUUUCUUUUUCUUUUAAAAAUUUUUACGGAGGAAUCGAAAUGAGUUUUGGUUGAUUGGUUGUGUCCAUCGCGGUUCACCCCUAUUUGUUUUUUUUAAUAAAAUACGACUGCUCAAACGGUCUCUAUUAUUUUUCACGAGCAGAGAGCUUUGAUAUAAUUCACCGAAAACAAAUUGAUGAACAUUGUUCAGGGUAUUCUGUACGUGCUUUUAUGUUGGGUGUGUCGCCUGAUUAAAAGCGAGCGAUCGGGUGAGUCGCCUUCGCUUAGUGCAAGAAGACUUUGUAAAACGUGUUUACUAAAUGAAUCUUUCUGUAAAAAAAAAAUCCGAGACCUUAGGAAAGUUUAUAAGGCAAAAUAGUCUUGGAAAACGGUUUGCCAAAUAUAUUUUCUUUUGUUUGGGACUUGCUAAGAUUGUAGUGAGUCAACUAGACGCUUAGAAUUCGUAAUUGAACUUAUUCUUUGGGUGAUUCAAAACAAAGCUAAACAACGACCAAAGUUCCGUCUGCACGUGCUCUUCUGGGUGAGUCGCCUGAAAAAGCAAGCGAUCGGGUGUGUCGCCUUCGCUUAGUUCAAGGGAACUUUGUUGGUUAUGACUCGUGAAAAAUAAUAAAGACCGUUCGCGCAAUGGUAUUUUAUCAAAAAACAAAUAGGGGGGAACCGCGAUGGACGCAACCAAUCAACCAAAAUUCAUUUCGAUUCCCCCGUAAAAAUUUUUUAAAAGAAAAAGAAAGCUACUUAGAUUUAGAAAUAUAAAUUUCGGGGAAGCAGAAUUAAAAGCGGGACUAUUCCCUUUUUUGAGAAAAGGCCGGUGAAGUCUCCCAAUGUAUUUAAAUUCUGUUCCCCAGAAAAAGCUACUGUAAAAACUUUUUGAAUUUAUAGUUAAUGUAAAUUAUAUUAAAUUUAAAUCGCUGCACUUCGUUCAUCUUCGGUAAAUAAAUGCAUUUUGAUUCUGAGGUAUCCCCCUGUUUGUUGCAAAACUCCUCUACAUCGCCACAAGUUUUCCAACUGGUGCACUGUUUUGGAGCGAUUUUCAUUCUGUCAGGUUCUUUUUUUUAGUUGUGUUCGUCUCAUCAGCUUUUUAGUAGUGUCUGCUAAAAUGAGCGGUUGAAAGAUAUGUCGGAUAAAGCUUCACAGGAGGCCACGAAAGGAGAUUCGCAUUUCUGCUCAAGUAUGGUUUCAAGCUGUCAACGAUCUAUGCUUGGCUGAAUUUAAACAAUGGCCUUCUGGUCAGAUGGGGGAAAAAUUUUCCCCCAUAUUUCGGUCGCUAAGGCUUGCGGCUCGCCAUGUGACAGCAGUCACGAAUACCCGCAGCUUUCGGUGCCAGGAAACUAAACAUGCCUUAAAACGUACUUUCAGUCAAGAAAAUGCCUAUUUAAUUCUUUUACAUGGUUGUUCUUUGGUUGAAGACUUCAAUAAUUUUAGACUAUGCGGCUUCGCUACAUCUCCUUUCAGCUGUGAAAAUUUCGACUUCUAAAAGCCAUCGAACCAGCUUUCGCUCUCUGAUUCUGAGAAUGAAAAAAAUAAAUAAAUAGAGUUGUCAACUUGCUGCCAACCUCAACAGUAUAAUUAAGCUUAUGUUUCAUGGCAAUCAACUCAGAAGAGCUUCAUUCCAAAACACGGUAAAACCCCCCGGUAAAUAAAACUCCAAAGCAAUUGUGUGUUGUCGUUUUCCAAACAAAAUUCGGAGCGGUUUUAAGACAUUAAGACUGAGAAAUUGAAGAACCGAAGACUAAAACUACAAUACACAAGCUUGCAAUGAGAACUUUUUAUGUCUUAGUUUCGGCCAGGUUAAGUGAAAAAUGGCAGUCAAGAACUUUGUUUUCGUGAAAGAAAAUCUGUUUACCUGACGCUCAAAUUAGCCAAAAUUACACAAGUUAUUAUCAACUUACCUUUUCUGAAUCUAAUCGACUAAUUGUUUCAGUGAUCUGUGCCUGGUUAUCAAUAAAAGCAAUUUCAAUAACUACAAAAUAGUCAAAAGCACGAGGAGCAUGAAGGAGAACAACUGAACAACAAGCGGCACACAGAAUGAAGCCGAGCGCGCGCGGUAGACUUUGAUCUGACUGGAAAGUGUGACUGAAAAAGUGACCGGAAAUGCUCAACCUGGCGCAUGCGUAGACGUUUUGCCGCGGUGUUAAUGUGGGCACACUGCUCACUAUAAAGAAUUGACCGAAACCGGAAACCGAGCAUCAAAAGUCUCUGGCAUCCAGGUUAGCGACUGUUUAACAGCUUGAAGCAUCUGACCAGAUUUGUGUUCGCACAGCGAAAUAUUCAUCGCAAAUAUUAGAUGUUAAGAAGAAGUAAUGCAGUUUGAAACUCUCAAAAAUAAUUCUUGAAAGCAAAUGUACUGUUUCUGAAAGAAAAAUAUUCCUGGAAAAAGAGAAAAAAUAUCUUGUACAUUUGCAUAAACAAUUAAAGCCAGCCACUUAUUAAAGGUUUCGUGUUUCGCGCGUGAUAACCUUUGCCUUUGGCUUUCACAGUGUGUCAGAAUUCAAUAUUCGUUACUUUAAAUGAGGCUACCAGCCGUUAGAAAAUCUCAAUCUUUAAUCUCAAGGUGAAAUUUUGACUCCAAUAGUGCAAUCCCUUUGUAAAUGAAAUUCAUUCCUUAAUUAUGAGCGGAACGCGCUGAUCAAAAACAUGUCAACAAUAGGAGCCGAUUAGUAUCGGCUCGUGGCGCUAAUUACUGUAAUGGCUGUCAAACUUCAAAUGUUUGGCGGCGAAACAUGUCACGUUCACGUGAAAGUAGACCACGCGGGUCACGGAAACAACAGACCGUUGAAAAUAACCUUCUCAGCACGCGCGCGAACUUUAAAUAGAUUUAAAAAAAUUAUCAUGGGGCACAGGGAUUCGCUCUCUUAGCUCAUUCUCUCUUGAGCUGAGUUAAAAUAUCUCGCUCCGAUGGUAUAAAUUCGGCGCGCAGAAGACAAGCUCUAAUAUUUGACGCAAAUUUGUAUCCUGUCCUAAAAUGAGUUUAUUGACAGAUGAACUGACAGAAAUCGAUUAAUGUGCAUACCUGAGGUGCGCUAGGAAAUGUGUCAAGACUAACGCCUUGUAGUUACUUGAGUCCAGUUUGUGAGUAUCUCCAUGGAAAUUAAGGAUCCCUGGUGCGUGGACGAAAAUCGACCUUGCGGCUAGCUCGUAAUGGAUCCUGGUAAUCAAAUGCCAACAGCCUCUUACACAUUUGGGAAGGAUGCAAACUCGUACAGUGAUUGGGAUUGGUAA
Molecule: messenger RNA, 13474 nt
Organism: Porites evermanni
Lineage: Eukaryota; Metazoa; Cnidaria; Anthozoa; Scleractinia; Poritidae
Source: the annotation of a GenBank genome assembly